CCCAUGAACCCCUUUUGUGUAUUCCUCUUUCCAAGUUGUUUAUUGCUCUCCCUGCCAUUUUGCCUCCCAUCCACCAAAGAGACUCAUGCCCUCUCCUCCACCAAAUACCCUACAUAACACCUCCUUUCCUGUGUGUCUAUGCAACAGUUGCCCCCUCCUCUUCCUUUGAAGACUGAUAUCACUGAACUCGUUUCCUCCCUGAAAAGGAGCCACCUUUGGAGGACAAGAGGGGAGGAAGAGGAACAAGGGCUCCAUUCCCACUAGAAAAAUCCCAUCUUUUCUCUUUUUGAAUCUGUGUCUCUAUUCUGAACUCCAUGAAAAAGAGCCACCUUUGAAGAAGAAGAGAGGGAGAAGAGGAUCAAGGGCUCUAUAUCCAUUAUAAAUAUCUCAUCUUGUCUCUGUUUGAAUCUGUCUCUAUCCUGAACUCCUUGGAAAAGAAUCACAUUCGAAGGAGAAGCAACGGAGGAAGAGGAACAAGGGCUCUGUUUCCACCGGAAAGAUCCCAUCUUUGAAUCCGUGUCUAUAUUCUGAAUUUCACAGAAAAAAAAACUACCUUUGAAGGAGAAGAGGGGAGGAAGACGAACAAGAUCUCUAUUUCCAGUAGAAAUAGCCUGUAUCUCUAUUCUGUACUCAUUUUUUACUUAUAAAAGAGCCAUCUUUGACGAGACGAGGGGAGGAAGAGGAGCAAAGGCUCUUUUUCAAAGAUAUCAUCUAUCCUUUCUUUCAGUUUAAGUCUCUGUUGCAACCGAUGGAUCCAAGUUAUGACUCCGCUUCGUCUAUCCUCCUCUGCGCUGAGGACAACAGUAGCAUCAUGAGCUUUGGUGGUGAUGAGGAGGGUGGGCAUGGGUUUGACCGGGUUCCUGAAGCAAAAAGUUUGGAUUUUUAUGGGGAUCUCCUCGUGGAUUUUCCUCUUCUGUCGGAUGAGUGCAUAGGUUCGUUAGUUGAGAAAGAAACCGAGCAUAUGCCGAGGGACGACUAUGCCGAGAGGCUGCGCUCUGGGGCAUUAUAUUUGUCCAUUAGGAGAGACGCCAUUGAUUGGAUUUGGAAGGUUCAUGCCCAUUACAAUUUUGGACCAGUGAGUGCAUGCUUAGCUGUAAAUUACUUGGAUCAGUUCCUCUCUGCCUAUGAGCUUCCUCAAGGCAAAGCUUGGAUGACACAACUGUUAUCGGUGGCCUGCUUAUCUUUGGCUGCCAAGAUGGAGGAAACUGAAGUUCCUCUAUCUCUGGAUUUACAAGUCGGUGAUGCAAAAUAUGUAUUCGAAGCCAGGACUAUCCAGAGAAUGGAGCUGCUGGUUCUUGCCACCCUCAAAUGGAGAAUGCAAGCAGUGACUCCAUUCUCUUUCAUAGAUUUCUUCCUUCAUAAGUUCAAUGGUGGUAAUGCCCCAAGCAACUUAUUGGUGUCUCGUUCCGUGGAAGUCAUUUUAAUCACAACGCAAGGGACUGGUUCUUUAGCAUUCAGACCUUCUGAAAUUGCUGCAGCUAUUGCUCUGUCUGUUUUGAAGGAAACACAAACUAUCGAACUCGAGAAGGCUUUAUCAUGCUGUAGCCAUGUCGUGAAGGACGGAGUCUUGAGGUGUUAUGAGAUGAUCCAAGAUUUAAUGGCAGCGAGAAAAGAGCCACUUGAAAUUGCAAGUCCAUCAGUUUCCUCUCUACCUCAAAGCCCAGUUGGGGUGUUGGAUGCUGCUUGCCUGAGCUACAAGAUUGAUGGUACAGUUUCUGGGUCUCAUGCAACAUGUGAUUAUGAUUCUCCGGCUAGUAAGAGGAGGAAAAUAAACAGAUCAUCAAUUUCAUAAAAGCAGUUUGGCACAUUGAAACAAGUAGUUUGGUUUAGUUAGUAGAAAUCUUUUGUGAUCAAAAUUCUGGUGAAAAAAAAAA
Musa acuminata subsp. malaccensis (wild Malaysian banana) is the source of this 1874-nucleotide messenger RNA. RefSeq names its product cyclin-D4-1. Gene Ontology annotation, cellular component: cytoplasm; cyclin-dependent protein kinase holoenzyme complex; nucleus. Gene Ontology annotation, biological process: regulation of cyclin-dependent protein serine/threonine kinase activity; mitotic cell cycle phase transition. The record is from RefSeq and is a predicted model, not a curated record. NCBI's taxonomy places the organism in Eukaryota, Viridiplantae, Streptophyta, Magnoliopsida, Zingiberales, Musaceae. Gene Ontology annotation, molecular function: cyclin-dependent protein serine/threonine kinase regulator activity.